Molecule: messenger RNA, 1389 nt
Organism: Caenorhabditis remanei
Lineage: Eukaryota; Metazoa; Nematoda; Chromadorea; Rhabditida; Rhabditidae
Exons: 7
Coding region: 1-1389 (462 amino acids)
Source: RefSeq, a predicted model, not a curated record
AUGAAUCCUCCACCCGUCGAGAAUCAACCGGAAAAAAUGGAAGACAAAAAACCGAAUCCACCUCAAAAUCCAAUACAUCCACCUCCUGUUCCCCAACAAUCUGCACCAAGAUAUCCUCAAUCAACUUCUAAUGAGCAGUUUUCAAAAUUGAGUUUCCAACAAGGAGGGGGCAUCGAAUUGUCCGGAUUACAACAAGGCAACCGUCCAAGUGAUGAUGACGGAGCUACGGAACGAGCAUUAAAAGAGUGGUGGGAGACCUGCGCUAAUCCGGAAAAUUUCGCAACUCCACAAUCGAGUGCUGAAGGGCAAAUAGUACAGUCGAAUGUGCAACAAAACUUGGCGCCGCCUGUCUAUCAGUAUCAUCCAAGUGCUCCGAUUCCGAUUCAUAGUGGUGUUGCUGGACCAAUGAGAUCUCCGGCAGGAGGUGGGAUGGGCCAUCUUCCGGGACAAAGAUCACCAAGUCCAUACGCUAGACCAAGUCACCCAUCAAGAGGCGAACCAACAACUGACGGAAUGCAUCUGAUGCCUCAAAAUGCGUCAAAUCAUGGCAUCUCCAUUGCUAGCGACUAUUGGACAACGAGCCAACACGACUACUGUGGAAAUCCUGUUGGUUCUCAUCAAGUCGACCUCAAGAAAGCCCUUUCUUUACCUCAACUCUAUAUGAAUGCGUCCAACACCGAUCUUUCCAGCUGGGGAUUCCGCUCGCAGCCUAUGUAUUGUGAUUCUCCGGGAAUGGGUGAUCAAUUUGAAGGGGAUACACACCAUGAUCCAAUGAUACAAACCAGUCGUUGGAACGAUCCACAGAAUUCAGAAAUUCUUGGAUUUCGGAACCAUCCGAUAUACCCUCCACUCCCUAAAUUUGACUCGACGACUCAGCGCCAGAUGUCAUCGAAUUCUGAAGAGCAGAUCUCCGGAUUACCAGUCAAAGACUAUCUGAAUGCAACCUACCCUAGACCGUCAUCAUCCUAUGCCAAGAACCGCCCGAUACGCAUUGCGCGAAAUGAAAGACUAAUGCAAGAGCGUUCCGAAGAAUGUGACCGUUUUAUCGAGAAGUUGGAUAAACCUCUUCCAAUGGGAGUAACUAAAAAUACAGUAAAACUUCCUGAACUAUAUCAGAAAUGGGCGGAUAUACCAAAGCAUGCUUAUAGGAAACUCAAUCUUCGUGAUACCAUUGGUGUAAACAACGGAGAUUUGGUAGUAGCAGUUCUCAAGGAAGCCGUUAAUAAGGAUGAAGAGAUGGACGCUGUGUGCAGACGAUUGGUCAACUUUUUGAAGGAUGAUGAGAGAGACAAAAUGUUGGAAUAUUCGGUACAGAUGAAACAGAAAUGGGCAAAAAUUAAGAAAACGAUAGGCGUCAGCAGUAGGAAAGGAUCGGAAUCAUCGAAAUAA